UUUCCGCUUUCCAUAAUUGGUAACUGACGGACGGUAAAGAUGGCGACCAAGCCGCUCGUGUGUUUAACUACUAAGGAAAGAUGACGGUCACACGCAUAGGAUCGUACUUUACAGCUGCGUCAUUGUCGGUGUACAGUUAGGAGACUUUAGGACUAACACUUGGGCAGCUUGUUGACUUGUUAGGAAGCCAUUUUGUCCGCGGCUGUAGCGCUCCUUCUUCCCGAUGGAGGAUAUCAACUCGAACAUCAACGCGGACUUGGAGGUGCGGAAGCUUCAGGACUUGGUCAAGAAGCUCGAGCAGCAAAACGAGCAGCUGCGUAGUCGCUCCGCGCUGCUGUCUUCGACCGGGGGCUUGGCGGGCAAUGCCAGACCGCUGAGCGCCGGCUACGACUCGGGGCUGUCAGCGGGAGCGGUGGCGGCAGGGCUGGCGGGCUUCACCGGGGCGGGGUUCGGCGGCAUGCGGGGCUUCGUUGGAGCGCCGCCGCUGGAGAACUCGCGCUGUUUGAGCCCCAGGCGCUCGUACCAUGGCUCGUACGGAUCGGCUUAUGACUGCGACGGCUCUCCCGCUGCCACAAACACCGGCAGUAGCCCGUAUUACCACCGCGAGUCUCUGGAGUACAACGAGGACCGAGAGUCCUCAGUGUUGGACGAGGUGGAGAUCCUGGAUCUCGAGGACAUGGACUGUCUGAACGAGGACGAAGACAGCUGGUUGUAUGAGGCAAAGCUGAACAGCCCUCUCCAGAAAGCACUCAGUCCUAUUGUGUGGUGUAGACAAGCCCUGGACAACCCCAGCCCUGACAUGGAGUCAGCCAAACGCUCCCUUCUCCACAGACUCGACCUCACCAUGACCGCGAAUAAGAGGCGGAGUCUGUACGGCAGUACCUACAGCCCUCAGAUGGCCUACGGAAGCUCAUGCAGUCCAAACGCAGCCAACAGCCCGUACAGCAGUGGCUUCAACUCGCCUUCCUCCACUCCCUCCAGAGUGCCUAUCGUCAAACAGCUGGUACUGCCUAGUAGCACAGGUCAUCAGCGUGGCUCGGUGGACAGAAACCCCCCCGCGGUAAGCCCUCAGUCAUCAGUGGACAGUGAGCUGAGUACUUCUGAGAUGGACGAGGACUCUGUAGGAUCUUCUACCACCUACAAGCUCAAUGAUGUCACCGAUGUGCAGAUUCUCGCCCGCAUGCAGGAGGAGAGCCUACGUCAGGACUACGCUGCAACAGCGUCACGUCGCAGCUCAGGCUCGUCAUGCCAGUCCCUGAGGCGCGGCACGCUCAGCGAUCAGGAGCUGGACGCACAGAGUCUGGAGGAUGACGAGGAGGCAGCAAUGCCCAUGGCCUACCACCACCCACCCAUCACACGCUUUAGCCCCUCGCCUCGCGUCUCACCCCGUGUCUCACCUCGCCACUCUCCACGCUCGCGUUCACCCACCCGUGCCUCGCCACAGCCGGUCAUGAGCCGCCUGCAGCAGCCCCGUCUCUCACUGCAGGGCCAUGCCCAUGAAAUCCACACAAACUCCAUCAAGAACGAAGAGAAAUUACGGCGCAGUCUUCCAAACCUAACACGUUCCAGCUCCGGCCCUGCAGCCGAACCUGUCAAAAACAGCCGCAGCUGUGAGUCCAACCUGCAAGUGCCAAACGGAUCCCCACGACACCAGAGCCAGUCAACCACAGCGCAGCACCAAAGGCUCUCCGGGCCGGCGCGCGCCUCCCCGAAACCCAAAGAGCGGCUGCAGAGCCCCACGUCUCUACGAGUUCCCCCUAGCAGUAAGUUGCGCACGCCGGCAGCACCAUCACCUCUCGCCCUACGGCAGCCAAUGAAGGUGAUGUCUAAUCCUGGUUCAGUCACUACCACGCCCACUCGCUCUCUGGCCCCGCCCCGUAGUGCUCUGCCUCGCCCCAGCGGCCCUGCUGCCGGGGGUCUUCCUGUGCCUCGCAGCAAACUGGCCCAGCCUGUGCGCAGGUCUCUGCCAGUUCCUCGCACCUACAGUGGUAUCAGGGAUGAGAGCUGGAGAGAGGGCUGCUACUGAGAAGCCUGCAGCACAGAGACGGACUGUCCGACCUGGCACUUUACCGAGCAACACGAACGAGCAAGAGUUCCACUCGUACUAUCCCCAUACAAUCAACGCUGAAAGGAAAUUCUCACAACAGUGAGGAUACGCAUAUCAUGGCUGGCUGGAAAACAGUGAAUGCCAAAGAACCUGACUGAGAUGUACACAUUCUACCACAGGGCUGCGCUCACACCCCAACUGAACAGCUCCUCCAGAGAGAACAGAUCAAACCCAUCUCUCUCUAAUAAACUAGUAAACACUUUGUCACGCUCUGCUUCUGCGCCCUGUGAAGGAAGGAGACCCUCGACUAUCGCGACACGCAUAUUUUAUUUUCCCCGUAACGGGCCUGUUGCAAUCUCGGCAGGGUGGAAUAUUAUGUGAAACUGUUCUAAUGGUAUUUCACCACGUGUAGCUUGAUGGCCAUAGCUUAAAAAAGAAAAGAAAAAAGAAAAAAAAAGUGGCUGUAUGGUGAUCAAACCCCUUAGUGUCUUUCAGCAGGAAUGUCUUGUCAUUUUUAUGUGACAAUUAUUUAUUUAGAAAUCAUUAUGUAAAAGAAAUUAUUUACAGAAUAUAUUCCGACUCAGUAUUUUGCUUUUGUUUGGUUUUUGCAUUUUUAGUUAUGAAUGUUAAUGUUAAUGUUAAACCUCAACUAUAAAGCUACGUUUCCAAAGUUUUUUUUUUUUUUUGACGGAUCCAUGACAAACUGGCUCUGUACGUUUUAAAAGGUUUGGGUUCACUGGGUUUUAUUUAACAACGAUGAGAUACACCGAGGUUGACAUUUUAAUAGUUUUUGAAUUGUAACCUUGUAGAAUCAUGGACUGGAGGAUCAUGGGUAUUACUGUAUGUCCUAAUGGGUGCGUUGUGUCAUUUCCCAAUUUGUGAUUGUCCCAAAUUUGGCAGUCAAAUUAUUGUAACCCAUUCGAUGUCAAACAUUAAAUGUUACGGGAAGAAAAGCAUAUUACAAACUGAUAGACGGUGAGUCAAUCCGUCUGUCUCCUACUCAGGGGUGGGGAAUGGGUGGGGAAUGGGUGGGGAAUGGGUGGGGGGUCAUGAGAUGACAUUGUGAUGUGUAGUGUGGUGGAAAAGAAAAUGAAAGUGAAAAGUGUUCUCAUUGUGAGCUUGUCUCCACAAUCAUGUUGAUGAUGGAAUGGGUUUAACAAAAAAACAAAAAAAACUAAACACAACCAUGGUCCAGCAACGGGAAGUGGACCAGUACGUGUUAGCCUUAAAGGCGACGCACGAACAUGAGGAGUCACGCCGUUAUCGCAGCGAGAGAUCAAAUAUCAGUAAAACCACACCUGAAUGGCAAUGCCAGUUCAGACUGCAGAUGUUUUAAACAUGAGUGCCUAUAAUUUAUGAAAUUCUGAUUACUUUGAUGUCUUUUGUUUGCAUUUUAUAAAUUUCGUUUUUUUGUGCCAACAGAGUUGACGUUGCCAUCAUUAUUUGCUUCAGGGGUCUCUGCAUUUCUUUCUUCAGUUUUUUUGGCUGAUACAGGAGUAAUUUUUUUUGGAUUUGUAAUUGCUUUGAUAACAUUUAUAUGUAUGUUAUAAACGCUUUGAUAUUUAUGACUCAAUGCUCUGAUGUAAUAAAAGGCUUAUUUAUUAAGACGGAGCGAAACCUGUGCACAGUGAGAGGCAGCCUUGGUGGGACAUCGGUCCGAGCCUGGCCUGGGCCUGAGGACACUCGCGCCACAGCAUUUUGUGGACAGUUUUGUUAAACAUUUUUAUAUCUCCACAAACAUGACGCUCAGUUUUUUUCCCCCCUGUGUUCACAUUUCAAAUAAAAUGUCUGAAAUGUCA
Ictalurus punctatus (channel catfish) is the source of this 3846-nucleotide messenger RNA. RefSeq names its product SLAIN motif family, member 2 (gene slain2). The coding region runs from base 224 to 2026 and encodes 600 amino acids. The transcript has 9 exons. Lineage: Eukaryota; Metazoa; Chordata; Actinopteri; Siluriformes; Ictaluridae. Gene Ontology annotation, cellular component: microtubule plus-end. The record is from RefSeq and is a predicted model, not a curated record. Gene Ontology annotation, biological process: cytoplasmic microtubule organization; microtubule nucleation; positive regulation of microtubule polymerization.